GCCAACCGAAAGAAACCAAACAAUGUUAUUUAAAAUUGUUUUUAUUGGAAAAAUUUAAUCCUAUCUUAUCUUUAGUAAAUAUUUCAGACUUUAGUUGGUGAAUAAUAUUUUUAAACAUAUAAAAAACAUUUAUUAGCAAAGCAUAUUUGUUUGUCAUCUUAACCUAACCUUAUUUCUUUGUUUUUUAACAUUUUUUACGUAUUUUUUCAGCAGUAUUUAAGUUGAAAGUUAACGAAAAUGUCUGCAAAGGUGGAUAAAAUAGUGAAAGUUUAUAAAUCGUUGGCUCAAAAUCCAUCUCUGUUGGGGGCUUAUUUAUGCUCAAAUGGCGUUGUUAACUCGGUGUGGUCCCAAAGAAAUAUAGAAAAAGGAAAAACGACGAAAUUCACGAAAACUUUUGUGUUGGAUAAAAAUUUAAAAAAAAUUGCUGAAACUCAACCUUUGGAUAUCACUGAUGAGGUGUUAUCGAGGGUAUCAAAGUCCGAAAAAUUCAGGGCCGUGCUAAGAGAAAACGACAGCAAGCAAUUUUUGGAAAUUUGGCAUAGCGAGAAUUUAAUUCGCUGUGUAGACUUAAACGCGUUGGAUGUGCAUGGGAAUGUGUAUGCUGAUGUUGAAUUUGGCUCGUUUGAGUGGUCACCAGACGAGAGGAAGGUUAUGUAUGUUGCUGAGAAAAAAGUACCAAAAAGUGAUCCCUUCUAUAAGAGGAAAGGUAAUAAUGAGGAGGGGAGUGGGGAUUCCCCCAAACCAAGGGGUGAGGAAUUUGUUUUUGUGCAAGACUGGGGGGAACAAUUGGUGGGAAAAAAAAAGUCAGUCAUUGCUCAAUAUGAUGUGGAAACCGAUUCCGUGGAAAUAUUAUCUGGAAUUCCGGAUAAUAAAUGUGUGGCCCAACCAAAAUAUAACCCUGAUGGGUCGGGGGUUGUAGGGGUGGCUUACGAGACCGAACCUAGAAAAUUGGGGCUUAUUUAUUGUAGCAACAGGGCCAGCAGUGUUUUUAGUUUGGAUUUUAAGGGAAAUUAUGUCGAAGUUGAUUUAGUCAAAGACGAUUUAGCCAAAGCUGUAAAAUCGCCAAUAUUCACUCCCGACGGGAAACAUAUUAUUUGGCUGCAAAGGGAGUCAGGGGGGCCUCAUGCCACCUGCAUGUCUUUGGUGAAAACUGAAGUCCCGCUAGCGCAAAAGUCCGACGUUAAAACUGUGCUGGAAGCCGUUAAUGAGUCGGUUGACAUCGGAAAUGGUACCAAAUUUUAUGGGCUUUACAAUAACGGUUUUCCUAGAAGAUGCUGGUUGAGUAAUAAUCAGUUAAUAUUGAGCACAAAUCAAAAGUACACCAUUAAUACCUACAUAAUUAACAUAGAUAAUGGAAAAGUUACUGAAAUCCCGUUUAAAGAUGGCAGUCAGCUAAUUUUGGACGCUUUCGAUGGCAAAAUUUUAGUGGCCAGAAAAAAUUGCCGCCAACUGGACUACUUAGCAAUUGGAGAGAAAAAUUCCGACUCGACUUUUGCUUUUGAAAAUAUCACCCAAUCAAAACUAUUGCCAAAUUUCGAAAACAUCAUCUACAAUUACAUGGAUUUCGAGGUUUUAAACGAAUAUUCAGCACCUUUUAAUGCGAUUUAUAUUGGCCCCAAAUCGGCCCCCGAAAGGUCCGUACCGUUAAUAGUGUGGCCCCACGGUGGGCCGCACAGUGCCUUCGCAAACUAUUUGAUGAUGGAAGCCGCCCUAUUUUUGCAAUUCAAUUAUGCGAUUCUUUUGGUCAACUACCGCGGUUCGUUGGGCUUCGGCAAAAAGUGGGUGGACUUUUUGCCGGGCAAAGUGGGCGAGGCAGACGUGGCCGACUGCGUCCAAGCGGUCGAUGAAGUUCUGCUAAAACGCAGCUAUCUGGAUCCGGACGCUUUGUGCUUGGUCGGGGGUUCCCACGGCGGAUUUCUGGUGACGCACCUGAGCGGUCAGUACCCUGACAAGUUCAAGUGCGUCGUCGCCAGAAAUCCGGUCACCGAUAUCGCCAGCAUGAGCGUCAUUUCCGACAUACCCGAUUGGUGUUAUGUUGAGGCUGGUAUGGAAUACACACAGAAAGGCGAAAUAAACAGAGAUAUCCUAGUUAACAUGCGUGAAAAGUCGCCCAUAGUUCACGCUCAUAAAGUAAAAGCCCCAACUUUACUACAAAUUGGUUCAAAAGAUUUAAGGGUUCCGUCGCAACAAGGAACCGAUUAUUAUCACAGGCUUAAGGCAAAUGGGGUUAAAGCAAAGAUUAAUUUGUAUGAUGAUAACCAUCCAUUGGGGACUGUUCCAAACGAAAUGGACAAUAUUAUUAAUAGCUUGUUGUGGAUUGAAGAAAGUAUUGGCAGAACUGAAUAA
Messenger RNA from Brassicogethes aeneus, 2346 nucleotides. Lineage: Eukaryota; Metazoa; Arthropoda; Insecta; Coleoptera; Nitidulidae. The record is from the annotation of a GenBank genome assembly.